AUGCCGGCUUUCGGGCCUAAUCGACAGCUAUCGCGUCCUACCUUGAAGGUACCCUUGGUACAACUCAAACCCUUUAUCACACCUCUUGAGACAGCUCUUUCUCGGUCAGCUCUUGUGCCACACUUUCUCUACACUCAGUCUUCGCGAUAUUGCUCAGGUUUCAAUUCGCAGCAACUUGCCGUGCCUCUUAUUAUCAUGGAACCCGAGCUGCAAGGGCCGCCGAAAGAUGACACCUGCGGCGAACCUGAUGAGCUAGCUUUACGAAUCAAAUGGGGUCCCUCCACCUAUCCAGUCGAGCUUACUCCCGAAAGUACCAUUGCCGAUCUCAAGCAAUUGCUUUUUCAGCUAACCGAUGUCCUACCGAUGCGUCAGAAGGUCCUUGGCCUUCCAAAGGUAUCAGGUCGCCCCCCAGCUGACGACCUACCGCUGGCGUCCUUAUCUCUCCGCCAAGAGCAGAAGCUUCUGCUCAUAGGGUCACGAGAGGCUGACAUUUCUGGCGUCAACCUAGGGCAACACGAAUCCAUGUUUGUCGUCAACGACUUGGACGUUGAAUACGAUGCCGAUGACAUGAAGACAGACCCAGCCACUCUGCGUAUGAAGCCAGCUCACCUCCGUCGCCUGGAGAGAAGGGUUACAUCCACAGAGUUCAGAAUCAUCAAUCCGCCUCGUCAGGGCAAGAAGCUUCUCGUUUUGGACCUGGACUAUACGCUAUUCGAUUGCCGCAGUGCUGCAGAUAACUUCAAUGACUUAGCCAGACCAGGCUUGCAUCCUUUCUUGGCAUCAGUUUAUCGGUUUUACGAUAUAGUUGUGUGGUCUCAGACCUCUUGGCGCUGGCUGGAGGCCAAGCUGACCGAGCUGUCCAUGCUCUCCUCCGAGCAUUACAAACUGUCCUUCGUCCUGGACCGUACUUCUAUGUUUGAAAUUCAAUCAUGGCGAGGUGACCAGCAAGUCUCGCAUGAGGUCAAAGCCUUGGAGAUUAUUUGGCGUAAGUUUCCCGAGCGCUGGACACCGGCCAACACUGUUCACAUUGACGACCUGUCCAAGAAUUUUGCUUUGAAUCCACAAUCCGGUCUAAAAAUCUCGGCCUUCAAAAAUGCUCCAGUGACGAGACACAAUGACCGCGAAUUGUUUCAACUAGAGAAAUAUCUCACACGCAUUGCAGAGAGGGAAACGGACUUUACAAAGCUGAAACAUAAACAGUGGAAGCGCUAUUGCGAUUUGUACAAUACGAGCACGGCCUCGAAGAACCAAUAG
Molecule: messenger RNA, 1254 nt
Organism: Chondrus crispus (carragheen)
Lineage: Eukaryota; Rhodophyta; Florideophyceae; Gigartinales; Gigartinaceae
Exons: 1
Coding region: 1-1254 (417 amino acids)
Cellular component (GO): nucleus
Molecular function (GO): phosphoprotein phosphatase activity; protein binding
Source: RefSeq, a predicted model, not a curated record